This is a messenger RNA of Nothobranchius furzeri (turquoise killifish), 2800 nucleotides long. The record is from RefSeq and is a predicted model, not a curated record. Lineage: Eukaryota; Metazoa; Chordata; Actinopteri; Cyprinodontiformes; Nothobranchiidae.
UAGGCAUGGUUCAGAAGAGUUUAUAUUUUGGCGUUCUGUUGGGAUGUAUUUAAGCUGGCUGCCAUGUGGCUAACUUUAGCAACAUAAUAUUAUAAAUAGUUCGUUGUUUACUCACCCAGACAAGUUUGGAGUUACUUGGAUCCGCUCAGAAGGAGUUUUUUUAUCGAGUCGCCAUUAGCUUAUAUCCAUAUAAUGCCAAUGGGAGCAAAACUGCAGGAGUUGUUGCUGCAUUAUCUGCCCUCAAACUCCUUCAUUUAACCAAGUGUUCUUAUUAAACGUUAACACUACUCCCAUCGGAGUUCAGAAAAUCUCGUAAGUGUUUAUUUGUUCGGUUUGGGGUGAUUUCAAGGCAAAAAUACAACAAUAUUGUGCGAUUAAAACAGCGUCACGGCCAGUCGCCAUCUUGGUUGUAGUCCGGCCAGCACUUUAACUCUGUGCUCUGCAACGGUCGGUUUGACAGAACUUGCUGCUGUUGACAUCAGUGUAGUUCGGGUUUGCGUAUUUCCAAAUUGCAAUAAUCGAAUGACCAAUUGGACUAAAUUCAGCUUCUACAGACUCUUUCAGCAACCUACGCGGACUACAGCCGUAAUGGCGGAGGGCUGCAACGUUAUUGAAAUCUCAGUUGGAAUCGGUUGCAUUAAAAGCCUGUAGAAACUCCAGAAGCUAAUACGUUAGCACCUUCAAGACGUGCUGAACUCACAGAGGAAUUUUUUUUAACUAUUCUCAACAAAACAUUGUUAAAUGAAGGAGUUUUGGGGCAGAUAAUCUUAUAAUAUCCUGCCCUGAUAGGCUCCCAUUAUAUGGAUAUACAGUGAUAGCAACCUGAUUAAAACUCCUCCUGAACUACGCCAAGUAGGUCCACACUUGUCUGGGUGAGUAAAUUAACGUAAUAUUUGUUAAAAAAAAUAGCCUGGCCAGCCAGACUCGCUCUGUGCAGAAUUGAACAGAGUGAGUCUGGCUGGCCAGGCUAAAAAAAAUAAGGUCCAGGUUGAAAAUGCUGCAUGUGUCAGUGAUGUUGUUGUACCAGAAGUUUGACAGCCCUAGUUUAGAUUAGUGACUGAGUGUCUUUGCAGCACAGCUUGGUUAUUAUAUAACAAACUAACUUCUUGGCUUCAACAGGCUCGGUCAGCUCUCAGUGUACACAUUUCAGAAUUUGUAUAUUUCAUUAUCCUGUGUUUGAUGUUAAACAAUGUGCAUCAUGCAAUAGCAAAGCUCAAUGCACAGCUGCUGUAUGUGUGUUUGUAUGAAUGUUCUAGAUUUUAUUUUUCUCUUGCUAUUUUUCAAAAACCUUUCUGUGAGAUUUGCCUUGACUAAGUACUAAUUACGAUUAUUUUCACAGAGCCAUUAUGUCCACAAGAAAGAGGAGGAAAAAGCCUAUAGAUGAUGCAAAGACACACAUCCUGUCCUGUACUGACAAGGUUGGGUUUAUGUCGAGAUACAUUGACGGUUACAAAGGAAGAGGAGUGUUUGCCACACCCCCCAUUGAACCAGGGGACUUCGUCUUGGAGUACAGGGGUAAACUCCUCACAAAGGAAGAAUGCGAGUCAAGACGAUACUCAGAGACUGAAAGCAAAUUUCUCUUUGGCUUUAAGUGGCAGAACCAUUGCUUAUGCCUGGAUGCAUCUGAAGAAGAUGGCUCUCUCGGAAGAUUGGUCUAUGACAACCACAAAAAUCCUAAUUGCGUUAUGAAAAAAAUCAUAGUUGACAACAAACCACAUUUGUGCCUUUUUUCUCUGAAGAAAAUAGAAAUAGGAGCUGAAAUUUAUUACAACUAUGGUGAUUCAAAAUGGCCUUGGCGCAGUAAGGUGGGAAAAAACAAGGCUCCUGCAGCAGCAAAAGAGAACCUAUUGGGUGGGGAAGGCCAGAUGAAAGGCCUUCAGACUCCUGCUGCAGCAGAAGAGAAUGAGGCCAGCCCUGUUCCUCAGAUGCUUAAUGAUGGACCAAUCCCAGAUGAGACCUACACACAGAUGAAAGGCCUUCAGACUCCUGCUGCAGCAGAAGAGAAUGAGGCCAGCCCUGUUCCUCAGAUGCUUAAUGAUGGACCAAUCCCAGAUGAGACCUACACACAGAUGAAAGGCCUUCAGACUCCUGCUGCAGCAGAAGAGAAUGAGGCCAGCCCUGUUCCUCAGAUGCUUAAUGAUGGACCAAUCCCAGAUGAGACCUACACACAGACCAUUCACAUGGAGGGACCUUUAGCAGAGGACAUUGAAGAUGUCUGUAUGCUAGGUGACAAGGGGUCAGACGAUGAGGUCAGCAUGUCAUCCAGGCAAGAAUGUACCUCCAUAUCAGAAAGUCAAAACCAAAGAGUGUCUGCAACAGAUGUCAGUAUGCCAGAAGAGGGGUCAGAACAUGAGGUCAGCAUGUCAUCCCUGCAAGAAUGUACCUCCACGCCACAAGUCCAAAACCAGACUGUCUCUGCAAAAAAGAGAGAAAAACAAACAGCUGUCAAGAGAAGCUGGACCCCAGAAGAGUGUGUUGCAGUGGACAAACAUUUGAGGAGAUUUAUCGUGAGGAGUCAAGUUCCUGGUAAAGAAGAGUGUCAGCGCUGUAUUACUGCUGCACCUGAAGCUCUCAGAAACAGAGACUGGAAAGCUGUUAAAUAUUAUGUUAAAAAUCGCAUUACAGCCCUGAGAAGAAAAGUUGUAUGAAAGCACCUAAUUGAACGGAGGUAAAAGCAAAACAUUGGAUGUCAAAAUGUUUUGUCCUUUGUUGUGUUUGUUGUUACUUUUUGUUGUUUUUGUAAGGGUUUGCUCAGGUUUUAUGGCUGUUCAGUUGUGUACAAAUAAAAACAUUUCACAGG